AUGUUCGCCCCCAAGACCCUCGUCGCUGUUCUCGCCACCAUGGCCACCAUUGCCUCUGCUGCCCCUGCUGUUGCUGCCAGCGGCACCAGCACCAGCUUCCAGCUGGGCAACGGCAACCCUGUCACUAAGAAAGAUGGUUGCAUCCUCGAGGUUAUUUCCGAACACGGCAGCGGUGUCAACGCCGUUAUUGUCCUUGAUGGAAUUAAGAACUGCGACAAGGUCACCACCAAGGUAUCUGGCCCAGCUGGCAACGGCACCGCUGGUGUGGACUUUUCGCUCUCUCCUCCCGGAGCCUUUUUCAUUCAGACCGACUACUUGGCUCAGUGCAACAUCACCAAUAUGGCAUGCAAGGCCGCUUACUAG
Talaromyces rugulosus is the source of this 363-nucleotide messenger RNA. RefSeq lists its product as uncharacterized. The transcript has a single exon. Lineage: Eukaryota; Fungi; Ascomycota; Eurotiomycetes; Eurotiales; Trichocomaceae. The coding region runs from base 1 to 363 and encodes 120 amino acids. The record is from RefSeq and is a predicted model, not a curated record.